Strigops habroptila (Kakapo) is the source of this 579-nucleotide messenger RNA. RefSeq names its product patatin-like phospholipase domain-containing protein 1. Gene Ontology annotation, molecular function: triacylglycerol lipase activity. The record is from RefSeq and is a predicted model, not a curated record. Bases 1 to 579 code for a protein of 192 amino acids. Gene Ontology annotation, cellular component: cytoplasm; membrane; lipid droplet. Lineage: Eukaryota; Metazoa; Chordata; Aves; Psittaciformes; Psittacidae. The transcript is spliced from 5 exons. Gene Ontology annotation, biological process: lipid homeostasis; triglyceride catabolic process.
AUGCUCAUGCAAGAUGAGGUGAAGAAGUUCAUCUACAGUGCUUUGAAAUCCUCUUUCUGGAAUCUUUUGUUUGGAGGAAGAAUCCUCAAGGUCAUCAGGGAUGCUUUAAACCGCUACCUGCCCCCGAACGCGCACCAGCUCGUGGCUGGGAAGCUGCACGUCAUCAUCACCCGCGUGCGCGACUGCAGGAGCGUGACGGUUUCAGAGUUUGCCUCCAGGGAGGAUCUCAUCCAGGCCCUGAUUUGCAGCUGCUUCAUUCCUCUGUAUUUUGGACUUUUACCUCCUAUGUACCGUGGGGUGCGUUACGUAGACGGGGAGAUCGGGAUGUGGCGUGCCAGCUUCGUGUCCCGGACAACCAUCACCGUGUCUGCCUUCGCCGGCGAAUAUGACAUCUGUCCCAAAGACAGCCCCGCUGCCUUCCUCACUUUCCAAAUCUCUGAUUGCAUUUUACAGAUCUCAAAAAGAAACUUCUGCCGUUUACUGUAUAUUUUCCACAUUCCUACAAAUCAAGUUCUGGAGCAGUAUUUUGCCUGUGGCUACCAGGACACGGUCUCCUUCCUAAAAAGACUGAGUAAGUGA